AUGGUCAAAUAUUUGGUUUUUACAGAAGCCCAGAGGCAACAGCAUAAAACUACUUUUGUAUUUUACAUUUUUGUAUUUUACAUAUUUGUGUUAAAUAUAUUCGCUGCGGAGGAUAGUUGUGACUCGCAUGUCGAUUGUGUUGACUUGUCUUCAGUCGGAUACUGUUGUCGAGAUUACAGCCGGAAUAGCAGUCGAAGUUGUACGAAUAUCUCCUCAUGUUUGGACCGUUUCUGUAGAUCAAAUAAUGAGUGUGUUUAUAGCUCAGACGAGUGUUGUUUGUCCAACAAAUGUAUAAAAUGUUCUUUUUGUAAAGAGAAUUAUGACUGUGGUUCACGUUCUCAUCAGUACUGCUGUAAGACAAAUUUGUAUGGUCAUGGUGGUAGAUGUGAUUUCACUUGUAUAGGAAAGCCUUGCAGUAAUCUGUUGUCAUGUGGAGCACCUGGGGAAUGCUGUCGUUCAGGAGAAUGCGCCAAAUGUUCUGAUCCUGGAUGUAGAUUUAAUUCUGAGUGUACAUCAGGACAGUACUGUUGCAGGCAAGGUGAAUAUUAUUUCAAACAACGCCAUUGUAAUUCAAGUUGCAUAGGUGAAUCAUGUAAUUACCAUAGUGACUGUGGUGGAAAGAGGGAGUGUUGCCAAUCUAAUAAAUGUGUCAAGUGUCCUUACACAGUGUGUAAAUAUAAUGGUGACUGCAGUAUUGGACAAUACUGUUGUGGAAGAGAUUUAUAUUCCUUGAAUUUGAAAGGUAUUUGUAAUGAAAGUUGUUUGGGGAAAUUCUGUAGCAGCAGUAGAGACUGUGGUUCACCAGGUGUAUGUUGUCAUUCAGGAAUUUGCACAGAAUAUGGCUGUCAUUGCUCAUCAAAUUACCAUUGCAGUAAUGGACACUACUGUUGCACAGGCACCUGGUAUGGUCAAUGUAGGUCCAGCUGUGUUGGAGAAACUUGUAUGGUAAAUCAUGACUGUGGAGGAUCAAGUAAGGAAUGGUGUAGACGUGGAGUAUGUGCAAGAGGCCAAUGUGAUUCCCAUUUCCACUGUGAUAAGCUGGAAUUUUCUUGUUGCAAGAAGCAGUUUUCAAAUGAAUCAAGCGAGUGUAAAGAACAUUGUAUCAAUGAAUCUUGUAGCUCAGACAAUGACUGUGCUAGAUCAAAUGAAUGUUGUGGCGCAAAUCAUAAGUGUACAUUAGAUUGUGAGAAAAGUUUUCCUGUAUGGAUAAUCUUGGUAACAACGAUAGUUGUGUUUCUUUUUGGAAUUGUUGCCUUUUUCAUCAUGUAUUGUCGUAACAAACCAAUUAUGCACCAGAGAACACAACAACUACCUUCUCAAGGUUGUGUGGAAAUGGUCCCAGCUGACAGUGCCAACACUACAGUACACAAUAAUGCAGUUCCAAACAUUCCUCCUCCAUAUUCUGCCAAUGAUGAAACUUUUGUAUUAGUUCAAAAUAUUCCUCCUCCUCCCUAUGCUACCAAUGACGAAACUAUUCUAUCUGAGCUUGAGCAGGAUUUACCCCCAAAUUACCAGUUGAUCUGA
Molecule: messenger RNA, 1524 nt
Organism: Paramuricea clavata
Lineage: Eukaryota; Metazoa; Cnidaria; Anthozoa; Malacalcyonacea; Plexauridae
Source: the annotation of a GenBank genome assembly